Messenger RNA from Salvelinus namaycush (lake trout), 1893 nucleotides. RefSeq lists its product as uncharacterized. Lineage: Eukaryota; Metazoa; Chordata; Actinopteri; Salmoniformes; Salmonidae. The coding region runs from base 633 to 1400 and encodes 255 amino acids. The record is from RefSeq and is a predicted model, not a curated record. The transcript has 27 exons.
CAAAGAUUGUAUUAAGGAUGAACCUAUCCCGAACCUGAUUCCUGGAACUGCAGACCAGAAUGCAAUGAAAAAGUACAUCUUGUAGCUAACUAUAUGCAGACCAGAAAUGGAAUCCUCCACACCAGAACAUGGCUUCCUGUAACGCCUGGAACUGCAGACCAGAAUGCAAUGAAAAAGUACAUCUUGUAGCUAACUAUAUGCAGACCAGAAAUGGAAUCCUCCACACCAGAACAUGGCUUCCUGUAACGCCUGUAACUUCAGACCAGACAUGGAUGGGAAAAAUACAGACUGACAAAGAUUGUAUUAAGGAUGAACCUAUCCCGAACCUGAUUCCUGGAACUGCAGACCAGAAUGCAAUGAAAAAGUACAUCUUGUAGCUAACUAUAUGCAGACCAGAAAUGGAAUCCUCCACACCAGAACAUGGCUUCCUGUAACGCCUGUAACUUCAGACCAGACAUGGAUGGGAAAAAUACAGACUGUAGCUAACAACUAUAUGCAGACCAGAAAUGGAAUCCUCCACACCAGAACAUGGCUUCCUGUAACGCCUGGAACUGCAGACCAGAAUGCAAUGAAAAAGUACAUCUUGUAGCUAACUAUAUGCAGACCAGAAAUGGAAUCCUCCACACCAGAACAUGGCUUCCUGUAACGCCUGGAACUGCAGACCAGAAUGCAAUGAAAAAGUACAUCUUGUAGCUAACUAUAUGCAGACCAGAAAUGGAAUCCUCCACACCAGAACAUGGCUUCCUGUAACGCCUGUAACUUCAGACCAGACAUGGAUGGGAAAAAUACAGACUGUAGCUAACAACUGGAACUGCAGACCAGAAUGCAAUGAAAAAGUACAUCUUGUAGCUAACUAUAUGCAGACCAGAAAUGGAAUCCUCCACACCAGAACAUGGCUUCCUGUAACGCCUGUAACUUCAGACCAGACAUGGAUGGGAAAAAUACAGACUGUAGCUAACAACUAUAUGCAGACCAGAAAUGGAAUCCUCCACACCAGAACAUGGCUUCCUGUAACGCCUGUAACUUCAGACCAGACAUGGAUGGGAAAAAUACAGACUGUAGCUAACAACUAUAUGCAGACCAGAAAUGGAAUCCUCCACACCAGAACAUGGCUUCCUGUAACGCCUGUAACUUCAGACCAGACAUGGAUGGGAAAAAUACAGACUGUAGCUAACAACUAUAUGCAGACCAGAAAUGGAAUCCUCCACACCAGAACAUGGCUUCCUGUAACGCCUGUAACUUCAGACCAGACAUGGAUGGGAAAAAUACAGACUGUAGCUAACAACUAUAUGCAGACCAGAAAUGGAAUCCUCCACACCAGAACAUGGCUUCCUGUAACGCCUGUAACUUCAGACCAGACAUGGAUGGGAAAAAUACAGACUGUAGCUAACAACUGCUAGGGCACUGCUAGUCGUGACUCCAUCCUUCCAAAUUGUCUCGUUGACUAGCGACGCCUGGGCUUCAGAGGUUGGGGGACAGCAGACCAGAAAAGGACACAGUGUUACACUUUAAGAAUGCAUUUUGUGAAGUUGUUGCAAGAUUGUAUUUAGGAUGACACUAUCCCGAACAUGAUUGACAACACUGUCAGACUUGACUUCUGAAAUGCAAUUUGCAACCAAAUGUGUUAGCAGGAUUAUGGGGAGAAUAGCUUUAUAAAGGUUGUAACAACUUGUUUUCUUUCAUUUAUUUAAUUCCUAGUGACUGUCUUCGCAAGGGUCAUUGUGAUCUUUAUCAUACAAUGGAGCUGGCCAUCACUAGCAAUGUGGAGACCGCAUUAUUGCCUUUUCAUUUACAAAGCUCUAAAUUGGAACUGAGCUACCCUAGGACAAAGUUUGUUAUAUUGACUGUAUUGAUUUGUGGAGUAACUGGAUGUUUGAAUUUAAUAAAGAUAAU